Aspergillus niger is the source of this 2364-nucleotide messenger RNA. RefSeq lists its product as uncharacterized. Gene Ontology annotation, biological process: N-terminal peptidyl-methionine acetylation. The transcript has 7 exons. The record is from RefSeq and is a predicted model, not a curated record. Gene Ontology annotation, cellular component: NatC complex. The coding region runs from base 1 to 2364 and encodes 787 amino acids. Lineage: Eukaryota; Fungi; Ascomycota; Eurotiomycetes; Eurotiales; Aspergillaceae.
AUGCGGGUUGUCACCCAGUCGGUAGUCCCGCGCGACAUCACCGAUGAAUUUACAUCAGCUGCCUCAAGUGAGCGACUUCCACUUUGCUGCCCGCCCUUGUAUUAUUCCACAGUCUCAAGUGAACUUCUCGCUGACUGCAUUUCUACCUCAAACCUAGAACUGAAAACUGGCCAGCUUGUCAAAGAUGAAUACUUCACACUUUUCGAAGCAGUUGGGGCGCUGGAGAUUAUGGACUCCAAAAUGGACAGUGGAUAUCUAGGCCCCGGUGAAAAUCAUGCGCAGGCUUUGGAUGACGACUACGAUGUGACGCGGGAGCUUGGUCCAGAGGAGGUUCUUGGUAUUAUGGAUGGAUUGCUGUGUCAUGAGAUGGCAUGGCAUAUGGGCCACCCCCUUUCCCAAACCCUCUUCACAUCCCUGUACCUUGAUAAGCUCUUGUGGCCGGUCCCCAAGUCGCUCGACGAUGCCACCUUCUUUCGCGGGCGUUCCACAAGUAAUGACAAGCCAGCUUCAAUCGUGCAUCUGGUACUGCGUGCUUAUUGUCUUGCGCUCCUCAAAUGCUGCGACUUUGUGCAUGCACGGGUAGCCACCGAAUACUAUUUCGAGGAAGAGGACUUUGUCACCCAGCUUUAUAAUCGCACUCUGCUGUCGCAAUUCGAACCGGAAUUAUUCUACAGCCUCCUUGAUCAAGCGAUUUAUUGGGUUGACGAACAAAAGGGCAAAUUAGAUGAGAAAUUGCAGCAGGCCAUCAAAAUAAGAUUGCUCUUCCGACGUGAUUUUUUGAAGGGUAUGGAACAAGAUAUCAACGUGAUCGAGACGAGGUCAAAGGAGCCAUUUCUGGCUUGUCUGUCUCAAUUGGACGACAUGGCCAAGUCGACUACCCUUGGAGCCCAAGUACCUGAUUCCUUCAGUUGGAAGAUCCAAAGAAAGCUGGCCAGCACUGUGCCUCCACGACCAUUGGUGAAUAUCAAUUUUGACGAUGCGCUGGCGCAUCUGAGACGACUAUGUCAAGACGCGAUUGAUCUCCAAGAAGUCAUUGAUUACCGCGGUCCCUACAAUUUCAAGAUAACUGUCUGGACCUUGCUGUCACGGAAGCCUCAGCCAUCAGUAUAUAUCCGAUCGCUGGUUCAGACAAUGAUCCUGAACAACAUGACGAUACUCGGAACCGUUCCGGUUAAACAAUUUCUGUACGAUGAGCUUGCGGAGCUUGUACUACCGUCAAGUAUACUUCUUCAAGCCAACAUGGACGACAUUGAGGUGCCUUCAGACCCCCGCUUUCAAAUUGCUAAGCAAAUGGACGCAUUCGUGCACCGUUUCUCCCAGCCUUUCGUGGACACGUUUCGUAGUUCCUGCCUGAAUCGCUGCCGCAUCCGCCGUACUGUUUGCCAUACCGUUGUUGAUUGGGAUAACCUGCAAAUGGAGGCGGAAGAUUUGGAUGAGCAACUCCGUACUCUCAGCAAAGAACCCCCGCUGAUGCUCGCCAACGGCGACGCAACUUAUUCAUACCCUCUUAGCAGCUGGGCCUACCAUCAGAAACUGGUUCAAUUCCGUCUCAUCCUUCAGCUCGGGUUCGAGCUUUCGAUCUAUGCACCGGAAGAACUACCGGGGAUGUACUGGUACCUGUCCCACAUCUGCUCUACCCAUCUCGGUCAUAUCGAUCGUAUCCGCACGUUCACUGUUGCCACGGCCAAACGAAACCUUCCGGAUGUGGCCGCCAAGAAGCGCGACGCUCUUGAGCGCCACGCCGCCCUGCAGAAGUCGCUGAAGCUGCUCGAACGACUCACGACGCAAAUUGUUGCGAUUGACGCGUUUGCGAUUUCCCUGCACGCCUUGUACGUGCUCCUCGCUCGCCAUCGUGUCCUCCCCGCCGCCUCUUCACCCCAAGCGUACUCUAGUGACCGGUUGCGCUACGAACUCCGUAUGAAACCCUUCCUUUCAAUUACCCUGCCAGAAUUAGUACCGUACGAUGAGUACCGCCGGGAAGCGGUGCUCGAAGGGGACAGUGACGAGAUCGUGCUCGAGCGUGCCACUAAGGCGAUCUCGGAAGCCCGGAAAGCGUGGGAAGCCACGCUAGCGAACGGGGCCUUUAUCCGGGAUUCGGACGAGGAUGAGAGCCCCGCACCGGCCAUUGAAGAGGACUGGAAGCGCGACAUCAAAGACACGAAGCGCGCUUGCAUAGGCGCCAGUAUUGCAAUCGGAACGGUCAAGGAAGCGUUGGAGAAGCGCACGCAGCAGGAACCAUCCGAUGAAGCGGCCAACAGCCCAUCGGUGAACCUUCGGGUGACCAUUCCCGAGGUUGGGAACAAGGCCCGUUGGCAUGACUGGUGGAUAGUCCCGCAGAUCUCCCAAACGACAGUAGCCUCUUAA